AAGCAAAGAAAAUAUAAAUGGAAAGUUUGGAUGCAGAGAAGUUUGGUGGAUUCGAUGUAAAUUUUUUACAAGAACUUUCAGACGAUCAUGAGUGCCCUAUAUGUAAAUUGGCUCUUCGUGAACCUAUUUUAACAAAGUGUGGUCAUCGACUCUGUUUGUCAUGUUCAGAAGAAAUGAGAAAAAGAAAAAAUGGAGUUUUAGUUUGCCCAUUAGACAAUACUAAUUUAAAGCCUGAGCAGACUUUUCGCGAUAAAGCUAUUGAAAGAGCCGUUCUGCAAUUAAAAGUUAAAUGUAAUAACUUCUUAAAAAGUUGUCAAUGGACUGGAGAACUAAAAAGAAUUGAUAACCAUUUAGAAACUUGUGAAUAUCAAGAGGUAAAAUGCCUCAAUAAAAAGUGCUCUACUUCUCUUUUGCGUAAAGAGCUGAGUGAUCACAUAGAAACAAAAUGCAUUUAUCGUUUUGUUAAGUGUCAGUAUUGCAAUCAAAAGAUUCGUUUUUGUGAGAAGCAAAAUCACUUGGAAACUUGCGAAUCUCUACCACUUUAUUGUGUAAAUCAAUGUGGCAUGAAAAUUCUGCGUAAAGAGAUGUCAACCCAUAUCACUGAUAGUUGCGCUAAUACAGUUAUUCCUUGCCAAUACUUUUACAUUGGAUGCAAUUUCAAGGGAAUGAGAAAAGAACAAGAUACUCAUGUCAAUUCUUCAACACAAAACCAUUUUUCUAUGUCAAUAUCAAAAAUUGCUGCACUUGAAAAUAAAAUUAUGUUAAACGAGCAUGAAACGACCAUUCUCAAAAAUGAAGUAACCAUUAUCAAAAAUGAAAUGGAAAUGAGAAAUUAAAACCACGUUUUAACAACAAAAAAAAUGGAAGAACUUGAAAAUAAAACUUUGUUAGUUGAGAAAGAAAUGAAAACAAAAAUGGUCAUUCCCAAGGAUGAAAAGGUAAGA
Molecule: messenger RNA, 944 nt
Organism: Hydra vulgaris (swiftwater hydra)
Lineage: Eukaryota; Metazoa; Cnidaria; Hydrozoa; Anthoathecata; Hydridae
Product: TNF receptor-associated factor 6-A
Biological process (GO): tumor necrosis factor-mediated signaling pathway; protein K63-linked ubiquitination
Molecular function (GO): zinc ion binding
Source: RefSeq, a predicted model, not a curated record